GUGUGUGCUUCUGUAUGAUUUCAUUUCUUUUUGUUUGGUUUUGUGGUUGAUAAUUUUAAAAUUUUUCUUUAGACAACGAUUUAAAAUCAUUUCAUCACAGAAAUUAUAUUCGUAAUGAGUAUUUCAUCUUCAACACCAAAUCAUAAUUCACGAACAACAUCGGAACAUGGUAGCCGAACUUCAAGUCGCGGUAAUCCGACACCUGAAACUAUUCAACAUCGUGUUAUGAAGUCUGUUUCUGAUUAUAAUCGACAAUUGAAUCAAGAACGAAAAGAAGAUCGCCGUGUUUGUAUGGAUCUUCAGACCUAUACGAUUCAAUAUCCCGUCGGUCUAGGACGUGAAAAUAGAGGCCUUCGACAAUGGAGUAGAAAGCGACGGCGAAUUUCACCAAUUUGGCGUAAUGGUCGUCGAUAUCCAAUCGCGUUGCUUCCCAAUCAGUACCAAGAUUGGUUUCUUCAAUACACAACACAAGAACUUAAUUAUUUGCCAUUAAACACUGUAUUACAUGGUCCUGUAGCUCCUGAUUUCGAUAAAUUAUCAUCAUCAUUAUUGCAGAUGACAAGAAAUCAACAGAAUGAAAACGAUACCGAUUCAGAAAUGGAUGGGUCAGAUGUUUUAUCUGAUUUUGAUGAUGAUUCAACAUGUAGCUGCGGUGAAGUUCAUAGUGCACCAAGUCCACCUAUGAAAUCACUAGAGGAAUCUAUGGAUAAUUCACAAUUGUCAACAAACAAUAAUGAACCACCACUUGAUAGCUUUAAUAAUGGAAAUUUUUCUCAACCAUUAUCAACAAAUCUUCAAUUUCAAAAUGGGCAUAAUAAUGAUAAUCCUUCCGAAGUUUCUUCGUCAUUGAAAGGGGGAAAGAUUUGUAAAAUUUGUAGACAAGAUACACAAGGAUCAAAUAUCGAACCACUUUGCUGUGCUGAUUGUGGUGUUAUUUGUCAUCCUGCUUGUCUGGACAUUAGUGGUGAAUUACUCGACGCUAUUCGUCUUUAUCGUUGGCAAUGCCAAGAUUGUAAAUCAUGCCAGAAAUGUGGCCAUCCACAUGAUGAAGAAAGAAUGAUGUUCUGCGAUAAAUGUGAUCGCGGUUACCAUACUUAUUGCGUAGGACUUACUGAUAUUCCCCAAGGACAUUGGGUUUGUUCCCUAUGUGCUAUCUGUGCAAAUUGUGGGACAAAAAAUCCAGGUGAAACAUCCAGGCAAACAUCAAUGCAACCAUUGACGAUUUCGACAGCUAGCCAUCAAAAUAAGCAAUGGCAACAUGAAUUGAUCAAAAUUCAUAGUCCAGAUGGACAAACAUUGGUUAGACAUUCGGUAUUUUGUGAAACAUGUUAUCAGCUAAGAAAAUUUUGAUCGUUAUAUUCAUGACAAAAUCAUUAUUAUCAUUGUUUAAUUUAGACCAAAAUCAUACACAUUCACGAAUAGUG
This is a messenger RNA of Dermatophagoides pteronyssinus (European house dust mite), 1424 nucleotides long. RefSeq names its product PHD finger protein 10-like. NCBI's taxonomy places the organism in Eukaryota, Metazoa, Arthropoda, Arachnida, Sarcoptiformes, Pyroglyphidae. The record is from RefSeq and is a predicted model, not a curated record.